GUGAAGUUAGCUGCGUCGGUACGGGUUGACGUUGAUUGUUAUGGAAGAUGUCAUUAAUUCGAGGAGCUAUGUUCAAUUUAGCAAGGACUUCAUGUUGUAUAGGAAGGGUGUAUUCUCGGAUGAUUAGUCCAAGCCAGUCUGUGCUGGCUCGAGGUACGCAACAUCCGCAAAAUCUUAUAUCUUCAAAACUGCGCUGGAGCAGCUCCUCGGUUCAGGAGAAGCAAGUGGAAAGCAGCACAUCCCAAGAUAAAGUAUUGCUCAGUGAAUCAUGUGUGAAGAGGCUGAAAGAAGUCAUGGAGAAAGGGGAGUACCUGAGAAUACAGGUGGAAGGUGGCGGCUGCUCUGGGUUCCAGUACAAGUUCUUCGUUGAGAAAGAGAUAAGUGAGGAUGAUAGGGUGUUUGAGCAGGAUGGUGUUGGAGUCGUUGUGGAUCAGGAUAGUUUGGAGUUUGUGAAGGGGUCCACACUGGACUACACCGCAGAGCUAAUCCGCUCCGCCUUUCACAUCGCCCGCAACCCCCAGGCUGACCACGGUUGCUCCUGCGGCACCUCCUUCUCCAUCAAAGUGUGAGGGCUUUGGGCUUCCCUGCCCCCUCUGUCAAUGCCCUGUCCGCAGUUUUUCCAACAUGUGCACAAAUGCAGGGGUCCAGGACAUAGGUCAUUCUCACUUGCCUUGUGUGAAACUUGAAUAUUCUCUAUUGUAACAUUUCCACCCAAAGGUGUGGUGAUUAAGCAGACCAGACAUGGGUUCAACCAAUGGUCAUUGGUUGUUUUCCAUGUGAAGUGGCUGCAUGUUUUUGAGGAAUUUGCCAAUUUCAAGUGAUAAGGGCCUGAAGAGCAUAUCAUUUAAUCUUCUGUCCAAACAAUGACUUCAGAAUUACGACCUAAAAAUUUGAUUCUAGGAUGGUAGGUUGAAGUCAACCUUACUCCAAAUACUGACAUUGUGCCAGUAUCUAUUUCAGGUAAUAUAAACAUUGUAUAUAUACAUUGUACACAAUUUCUGUAAUAACAAUUUCAGUGGACAGUUAUCAUAUAAAAUUACAGAUGAUACGUUUGACCUGAUGGUGUUGUUGUGUAAUAUGUGAUUCAAGAAUGUAAAUAGGCUAUAUUGCUUUUCAAAGUUUUCUCAAAGUAAAUUAAAAUAUUUAAAGGAGUGGUAAACUGAAGGAUGUCUGCUUACUAACCUGAAUUCUAACACUUGUUUGGGCUGUACAUUUUAAAGGACAAUGAAGCUAGUCAAUGAUAGGCCAUAGCAGCAGAAGUCUAAUAAAUACGUAAUACAGUGUUCACUGACUGGAUCAUUGAAACAAAAAAUAAAAUAGUGCUUUUCACCUAAAUAUUGCGGAAGUAUUGUCUACAACUCCUUUCACUAUGUGCAAUCAGACACUAUGUUUUGAUAUUUCCCAGAUUUACUAUUCACUCCCACAUUUUUGUAACCUUAUUUUCAUACAUUUUGUGUGGUAAUUUUGACCAAAAAAAAUCCUGCAUUUCUUGCUAUGAUAUGUAAUUAAAUGUAAAUUGAUGCUAGUUGUGAUGAUGUCUUGUCUUUCACUCUUUUCCCCACCUCUGGGUGAGUUUAUAUGUGGAAAAGGCCAACGAAAGCCUUCAACCCAGAAUGUCUAUUUCCAACUGUUAAACAUGGUGGAUCUGUAAUGGUAUGGGGAGUCAUUGGGACAGGUGAUCACUCAGAAUAUGUGGGGGGGUCCUUGUGGAAAUUACAUCCGUUUCUAUACAUAGUCGCCCCCCCCAUUUUAGGUGACCAAAUGUAAUUGGACAGUUGGCUUCUCAGCUGUUUCUGAUUAGUCUGGUGUAUUCAUUCACUUCCUUAGUACACAUAAGCUUUCAGUAUAUUCUAUUGAUUCUAGGCUUUUGAUUGCCUUUGUAGUCUGUUAUUGGUGCGUGUCAACAUGAGGAUGAGAGUUUUGCCAAUGACAGUGAAGGAAGCCUUUAUGAGGCCCAGAAAUGAAAACAAACAACAAAGUUGUUGAAAAAAGUAUUUCUAAGACUGUAGGAAAAAUUCACAGAACAAGACGCUCUUCCUCCUUUUCAUGAUAAUCAGUCACAAGUCAAAAUCAGACGAAACCGUCAAACUGUUAGAGUUGAGCAAGCUGGUUCCUCCAAACUCUUAAUGCUUAAUGCCAAAAGUAUACCAAUAUAUAUGUGGCCUAUAAUCAAUAUAUCAUAUAUGUCAAGGACAAUUGGAAAGUACAGAAUAACACCAUGGCUUGCAUUCCUCUUUGUUAAAAAACAGCUUACAAAGCAAAAGUCUUUGAGCGAUUGCCACAAUGAUGUUAGCACCUAAGAGUGCUAAAUCAUUGUGGCGCAACGGAGACCGGCUGGUGUUUUUAAGAAUGUUUUAGGAGGAGUGAUGUUGAACAUAGUGUAUAAAAUGGGUGCAAAACUGACAAUCGAGGUUCAAUUCUGCAGAGUUGAUCCGGCUUUGUGCACUUGUGCGAAUAAAGUCUGACUUUUCUGAA
Conger conger (European conger) is the source of this 2475-nucleotide messenger RNA. RefSeq names its product iron-sulfur cluster assembly 2 (gene isca2). Gene Ontology annotation, molecular function: 4 iron, 4 sulfur cluster binding; 2 iron, 2 sulfur cluster binding; iron ion binding. Gene Ontology annotation, cellular component: mitochondrion. Bases 48 to 569 code for a protein of 173 amino acids. Lineage: Eukaryota; Metazoa; Chordata; Actinopteri; Anguilliformes; Congridae. The transcript has 4 exons. Gene Ontology annotation, biological process: iron-sulfur cluster assembly. The record is from RefSeq and is a predicted model, not a curated record.